UAUAGAGGUAGGAAUUCCGAUAUAAUCAUUAGUUGGGACUACUCAAAGAAGGUGAGUUAUAAUUUUGUUUGCUUGUGUGAAUUUUCAGCAAAAAAAAAAAAAAAAAGGAACGUAAUUGUGGAAUGACGUAAUAUAUAUUGUACAAUCCUCAUCUACCUUGUACAAGCAUAGUUGUAAGUUUAAGACUUGAGAUAGAAAUCCUUAUCAUGGGUAUUUAAACCUUUUGUUUUCUUGUUAUAAUAUAUUUCUGUUGUUAUCAGGUUGUUCUAUACACCAUAAUGGAUUGGUUGAAAGGUAAUUCGGUGCAAGAUCAUAAGCCGCAGCAGCUAAAGCGUAAAGCUAGGGCAUUACAUGCAAGAGCAGCAGAUGUAAACAAUGAAAUAGAACAAGAGGAGCUUCAACCAGGAAAGCGACGAAAGAGGGAGGUUGAUAACUGGUUGAAAGAGGUGGUGGAUCAACUACAACGUCUUGAGCUACGAGGCAAAAAUUUGAGUGCAUCAAAAUGGGGUGGUAACAGUACAAAUCAGACUGCUUGGUUGACUGAACAUAUAGGAGAGCUGACUAAGCAGGGAAGUUUUCCUCAAGGAUUUACAUUCUAUGAUCAUGGAAGUUCUAGUGUCGCACUAGUAACAACCGACAUUAAGAUAAAUGAUAACACAUUACAUGAUAAUAAGAGGAAAGUCAUGUCAUGGCUGAUGGAGGAUAAUGAUAAUGCGGAAGUCAUAUCCAUAAUAGGCAUUUAUGGUUCAGGUGGUGUUGGGAAAACUAUGCUGCUUAAAGAAACUCACAACGAGCUACUUGAGCUGUUUGAAUGUUCUAGGCGCAUAUACUGGGUAUCAGUGUCACAUGGCAUCACAUUGCCGAUGUUGCAGGACAAAAUUGCUGAAGCAAUGGAUUUGAACUAUCUUAUAACAGAGAAGAAUGCAAUCAGGAAGGCAGCAUCUUUAUCUUACGAGUUGAAGCAGAGAAAGAAUGUUUUCCUUUUCUUGGAUGACGUAUGGGAAUAUUUCCCAUUAGAGGAAGUUGGUAUUCCUGUAGGAGAGGAGAAUGGUUGCAAGUUGAUCCUGACAAGUUGA
This is a messenger RNA of Beta vulgaris subsp. vulgaris (sugar beet), 1076 nucleotides long. RefSeq names its product disease resistance protein RPS5-like. NCBI's taxonomy places the organism in Eukaryota, Viridiplantae, Streptophyta, Magnoliopsida, Caryophyllales, Amaranthaceae. The record is from RefSeq and is a predicted model, not a curated record. Gene Ontology annotation, molecular function: ADP binding. The coding region runs from base 279 to 1076 and encodes 265 amino acids. The transcript has a single exon.